CCCAAUCUGGCAACAGUACAUACUUCCGGCAUUUAAGGUAUCGGAUGGAAACGAUUGCGAAGGAUUAGCUGGAAAUAAUAAUAAUAAUAAUAAUAAUAAUAACAAUAAUAAUAAGAAGUAAUCGGGUGACCAUGCGUGACGGAACCGUCCCGGAGAGCACAGCGAGGCUUGUGGGUCGAUCCUCUUUCCAUGUGAAGCAGUAGCUGCACACACUUCUCCUGCUCGGGGAGGUCUUUGUGUCUUCGCGAUGCUCGAAACACCACCUGGGUUUCCCUUUGAAGAUAUCAAACGGGAAGACAUUGAAGUCGGAGAGGUUAUCGGGAGAGGGACGUUUGGCGUUGUGUACAAGGCCAAAUGGAAAGGCAAAGAUGUGGCCAUCAAGACCAUCGAGAGUGAGGACGAGAGGACCGCUUUCAUCGUGGAGCGUCGUCAGCUGUCCAGGGUCAACCACCCCAACAUCGUGAAGCUCUACGGCUCCUGUGACAGUCCGGUGGGUCUCGUCAUGGAAUAUGCUGAAGGGGGAUCUCUGUACAACGUGCUGCACGGUGCGGAGCCCCUGGCGCAGUACACGGCGUCGCACGCCAUGAGCUGGUGUCUGCAGUGUGCCAAGGGCGUGGCCUAUCUGCACGCCAUGAAACCCAAGGCCCUCAUCCACCGCGACCUCAAGCCCCCCAAUCUGCUGCUGGUGGCGUGCGGCACAGUGCUGAAGAUCUGCGACUUCGGGACGGCGUGCGACAUCCAGACCCACAUGACCAACAACAAGGGCAGCGCGGCCUGGAUGGCCCCCGAGGUGUUCGAGGGCAGUAACUACAGUGAGAAGUGUGACGUGUUCAGCUGGGGCAUCAUCCUGUGGGAGGUGAUCACGCGCAGGAAGCCCUUCGACGAGAUCGGAGGCUCGGCCUUCUGCAUCAUGUGGGCGGUCCACAGAGGCACCAGGCCCCCUAUGAUCAGAGACGUCCCUCCCACCUUGGAGAGUCUGAUGACGCGGUGCUGGGACAAGGAGCCCAGCCAGAGACCUCCGAUGGAGGAGGUGAAGAACACCAUGGGGGGUCUCAUGAAGUAUUUCCCCGGCUCUGAAGAGCCCCUCCAGCUCCCCCACCAGUAUUCAGGCAACAGGAGUGGCUCCUCCUCAGGCACCAGCACCGGAUCGUAUGCGGACUACACCCUCAACAACCGCAGCGGGAGUGGUGGGGUGGACCAGGGCGGGGGGUCGCAGGGGCGGGAAGAGACCCUGAAGAGCAUCGAGGUCCCAGUGCCCUUCAAGCCCUCCAAGACGGGCACACUGCGGCCCAGUCUGCCCCUGUCCAGGAGGUCCAGCUCUGAUAGCCAACCAGGACGCUCUCAGAGCCCUGCGCAGUCUUCCGGGCCCACCGCCAUGCCCGUCAGCCAAUCAGAGCUCAGGUUACCUCUGAGUCCUUCUGCUACCAACGGGGUGGACAGCUCCAUACCCAUGGCCUACCUGACACUGGACCACCAGCUACAGCCCCUGGCCCCAUGCCCCAACUCCAAAGAGUCCAUGGCGGUGUUUGAGCAGCACUGCAGGAUGGCUCAGGAGUACCUGAAGAUCCAGACCGAGAUCACACUGCUCGCCCACAGGAAGACGGAGUUGAUCUCGGAGCUGCAACAGGACGAGCGGGAGACGCAGAGCGCCACACGCCUGGCCCAGGAGCACUGCCAGCUGCUGGAGGACAACAGGGGGCUGUCUGACUACUACCAGGGCCUCAAGAGCCAGAGCCAGCAGCAGCAGAGCCAGCAGCAGCAGAGCCAGCAGCAGCAGAGCCAGCAGCAGCAGAGCCAGCAGCAGCAGAGCCAGCAGCAGCAGAGCCAGCAGCAGCAGAACCAGCAGCAGCAGAACCAGCAGCAGCAGAACCAGCAUCAUUAGCAGCAGCAUCAGUACACCUUUUAACAACUACAGCAGCAGCAUCUAGGAACACCAGCAACACAGCUAGUGGAGAGGGGACGGGCAAAGGUUUGCUGUUGUAGACAGGAGAGGAGGUUUCCCGUGUGUGUGUGUGUGUGUGUGUGUGUGUGUGUGUGUGUGUGUGUGUGUGUGUGUGUGUGUGUGUGUGUGUGUGUGUGUGUGUGUGUGUGUGUGUGUGUGUGUGUGUGUGUGUGUGUCCUUCAGCAGUCUAUAUAAACUCUGUACCCACAGGCAACAGACGCCCGUGCACAUCAAUUUGUUUUAUGGUUUGCCGUGAGAGCUGAUCCCAGGUCACACUGCCGGCGUGCUUGUGUGUGUGUGUGUGUGUGUGUCCACUAGGACUUGGGAGUCUGCCACAAAGGAGAACUGUACCGAGCUCUAAAAGAAAUAGGAAGAGUUGCUCCUUCCACUUCAUAUUCUUUGCCCCCCCCCAAUCGCAGCCUCAGGUGUCGUCUGUCGCCACGGAAGUCGCGGCCUACAGUGCCUGGAGUGGUUCUUAGGACGACGGAAGCUGCUGAGCCUGUUCUGCCUUUGUUUGCCAAAUCGCUGCCUUCCGGCACAACGGGGACGGUCCAUUGGUCCGCAGUCCCGCGGCCGUCCUCAAUGGCACAGGCGCAACUCAGAAAAACACUGUUUUUCUCUCAGCGUUUGUGUUUGUUAACGCACAAAAAACAAGGUAUUUUUCGCAGGUUGGUUUAAAUGAGGGAGAGAGGGAGGGAGGGUGGGAGGGAGGGAGGGAACUAACGGUGUAGAUAUUACCGGGCUUGUGGGCCUUUUUAUUGUUGCAUUUUAAAAAAGGAAAUGAGGUGAAAAGUUUGGGAGUUUACAAUCCUCAACGUGUAUUACCGUGCGCAUUUCGUGUUUUAUUUGUUUAUCUUGUGCUUCAAAACCCACUGUUUUCAAAAACCCACAUCUUAUCAAUAUUUGUACGUCCUUCACUGCAUUUAUUGUAUUAUUUCAACUGUAACUGCUCAGUGUCCAUUCAUGAUUUCGAGAAGCCAGAGGGUUUUUUUGGGCUUUGGGUUGGGGCAGCAAGCAAGGGGAAGGUGAAUUUGUUUUUCGCUCACAAUAUGUCACAGGAUCGUUAAUGUCUAAUUUUCACAAUUUGCCUUAGGAUCUUGUUAGUGAUAGACAGCAAUACUGGGUUGCGAAUCUAUUCAUCUCAAGUUUUCAUUUUAUGAAUGUGUUUUAUUUUAUUUUGUAUUGAGACCAUGCACAUGUAUACACAAGUCCUUGAUUUAGUAUAAUGGCCACAGACCCCCUAUUGCAGGUGGUUCCUUUUCCCUCGACCAACCUCCCUAUCAAACAGUGCACAUUUUUAAGAAGAUCACCCAGUAUUGAGACUGGUUAGAGUUUUUAAGGGCCAACAUACUGAGUAACUGUAGACCAAUGCUACUGACAAAUUUGUUCUUCAAGGAACUUUGUGGUGGCCUGGAGCUUGUUGACUUAAUGGAAUAAAACGAUGUGUUUCUCUGAAACUGA
Gadus macrocephalus (Pacific cod) is the source of this 3403-nucleotide messenger RNA. RefSeq names its product mitogen-activated protein kinase kinase kinase 7-like. The coding region runs from base 248 to 1882 and encodes 544 amino acids. The record is from RefSeq and is a predicted model, not a curated record. Lineage: Eukaryota; Metazoa; Chordata; Actinopteri; Gadiformes; Gadidae. Gene Ontology annotation, biological process: JNK cascade; protein phosphorylation; positive regulation of canonical NF-kappaB signal transduction. The transcript has 14 exons. Gene Ontology annotation, molecular function: magnesium ion binding; MAP kinase kinase kinase activity; ATP binding.